AUGGGUCCGAAAAGAAAACGCAGCAGACGUUCUACCACCACCUCCUCGGUGUAUAAUCGAGAAGAUGCGGAUUUGGAGCUGUCCAGUAACGAUAAUACGAUCUUCAAGGUGGAUUCAUUCUACCUAAAGGCUCACAGUGAGGUAUUCCGCAAUAUGUUCACCGAUCAAUUAUUCACCAAUUCGGCUAUCCCUAUCGAUCUCUCAUCCAAAGAUCUGACAUGCCUACUUGACAUAAUGAUACCGAACCUUGGGAUACGUUCAUACUGGCAAGAACAUAAAGAUGUCGAUUUGGCCAGAUAUGCUAUAGAAUCGAUUGCUAAAUUCAAGGAUAAGCAUUUGAUCUCAGCUGGUAACAUGCCACUUAGCAUGGCCGAGACAAUCGACCUACCGUUCUUGUUACCUUUAUUGGAACAAGUGCAGGUUCACUCUGCGCAAAUCUACACCAUGGAGAAUAGGUAUACAGAAGGUCAAGUGAGGGAAAUUUGGGCGAAGAUAGCGAAGGAUCCUCAGCCGAGAGAAUGA
Messenger RNA from Kwoniella botswanensis, 522 nucleotides. RefSeq lists its product as uncharacterized. The record is from RefSeq and is a predicted model, not a curated record. Bases 1 to 522 code for a protein of 173 amino acids. Lineage: Eukaryota; Fungi; Basidiomycota; Tremellomycetes; Tremellales; Cryptococcaceae. Gene Ontology annotation, molecular function: protein binding. The transcript is spliced from 3 exons.